This is a messenger RNA of Pezoporus flaviventris, 5456 nucleotides long. RefSeq names its product proteoglycan 4 (gene PRG4). The coding region runs from base 79 to 5349 and encodes 1756 amino acids. The record is from RefSeq and is a predicted model, not a curated record. Lineage: Eukaryota; Metazoa; Chordata; Aves; Psittaciformes; Psittacidae. The transcript is spliced from 12 exons.
GUUAACCCCAGCACAGUUACAAAGCAAUAUAUAAGGCAUCUGAAACAUCACUGAGAGCAGACAUAUUCUUCGUUAGGGAUGAUGUCGUACCUGAAAGUAACGGUCAUAUGGAACAUACUUUGCGUUUCCCUGGUGAUCCUUUCACUGCCCUUGAUUCAAGAAGUGUCUUCUCAAGAUUUAUCAAGCUGUACAGGGAGAUGUGGGCAAGGGUAUUCUAGAGAGCAUGACUGCCAAUGUGAUUAUAACUGUCAUCACUACAUGGAGUGCUGCCCCGACUUCAAGAAAGUCUGCACAGUGGCACUCUCCUGCAGAGGACGUUGCUUUGAAGCCUUUGAAAGAGGAAGAGAAUGUGACUGUGAUGCAGACUGCAGCAGAUAUGGCAAAUGUUGCCCAGACUAUGUGGAACACUGUGAAGAGGCACACACUGAAAAGUCACCACUAGAAGACAAAUCAACAUCUAAAAGAUCAUCCAAAAAUGAGGAAAAGCCAGAGGAAGUAACACAGCACCAUGAAGUUAUGGAAGAUACCCCACCGACAACAGCAGCGUCAACAGCCAAGGCUGAAUCUCCCAUCACCCCCAAACCUGAAGACACAACCCCAGAGGCCACAGAGACAUCAAUAACUGAGGCAGACCCUCCCACCACCCCUAAACCUGAAGACACAACCCCAGAGGUCACAGAAGCACCAACCAAGGCAGACCCUCCCACCACUCCCAAAGUAGAAGACACAACACCUGAAGCCACAGAGCCACCAACAACCAAGGCAAACCCUCCAACAACCCCUAAAGUAGAAGAUACAACAGCUGAGGCCACAGAGGAACCAGUAACUGAAGCAGACUCUCCCACCACCCCUAAGGCAGAAGAUACAACAGCUGAGGCCACAGAGGAACCAGUAACUGAAGAAGAAUCUCCCACCACCCCUACGGUAGAAGAUACAACCCCUGAGGCCACAGAAGAACCAGUACCUGAAGAAGAAUCUCUCACCACCCCUAAACCUGAAGACACAACCCCUGAGGCCACAGAGCCACCACCAACUGAGGCAGACCCUCCCAGCAGCCCUAAGGUAGAAGAUACAACACCUGAGGACACAGAAGAACCAGUAACUGAAGCAGACCCUCCCACCACCCCUAAACCUGAAGACACAACCCCUGAGGCCACAGAGGAACCAAUAACUGAAGCAGACCCUCCCACCACCCCUAAACCUGAAGACACAACCCCAGAGGCCACAGAGGAACCAGUACCUGAAGCAGACGCUUCCACCACCCCUAAACCUGAAGACACAACCCCUGAACCAACAGAGCCACCACCAACUGAGGCAGACCCUACCACAACUCCCAAGGUAGAAGAUACAACCCCUGAGGCCACAGAGGAACCAGUAACUGAAGCAGACUCUCCCACCACCCCUAAACCUGAAGACACAACCCCUGAACCCACAGAGCCACCAACAACGGAGGCAGACCCUCCCACCACCCCUAAACCUGAAGACACAACCCCAGAGGCCACAGAGGAACCAGUACCUGAAGCAGACUCUCCCACCACCCCUAAACCUGAAGACACAACCCCUGAACCAACAGAGCCACCACCAACUGAGGCAGACCCUACCACAACUCCCAAGGUAGAAGAUACAACCCCUGAGGCCACAGAGGAACCAGUAACUGAAGCAGACUCUCCCACCACCCCUAAACCUGAAGACACAACCCCUGAACCCACAGAGCCACCAACAACGGAGGCAGACCCUCCCACCACCCCUAAACCUGAAGACACAACCCCAGGGGCCACAGAGGAACCAGUACCUGAAGCAGACUCUCCCACCACCCCUAAACCUGAAGACACAACCCCUGAACCCACAGAGCCACCAACAACUGAGGCAGACCCUACCACAACUCCCAAGGUAGAAGAUACAACCCCUGAGGCCACAGAGGAACCAGUACCUGAAGCAGACUCACCCACCACCCCUAAACCUGAAGACACAACCCCUGAACCAACAGAGCCACCAACAACUGAGGCAGACCCUACCACAACUCCCAAGGUAGAAGAUACAACCCCUGAGGCCACAGAGGAACCAGUAACUGAAGCAGACUCUCCCACCACCCCUAAACCUGAAGACACAACCCCUGAACCAACAGAGCCACCAACAACUGAGGCAGACCCUACCACAACUCCCAAGGUAGAAGAUACAACCCCUGAGGCCACAGAGGAACCAGUAACUGAAGCAGACUCUCCCACCACCCCUAAACCUGAAGACACAACCCUUGAACCCACAGAGCCACCAACAACGGAGGCAGACCCUACUACAACUCCCAAGGUAGAAGAUACAACCCCUGAGGCCACAGAGGAACCAGUAACUGAAGCAGACCCUCCCACCACCCCUAAACCUGAAGACACAACCCCUGAACCAACAGAGCCACCAACAAUGGAGGCAGACCCUACCACAACCUCUAAGGUAGAAGAUACAACCCCUGAGGCCACAGAGGAACCACUACCUGAAGCAGACUCUCCCACCACCCCUAAACCUGAAGACACAACCCCUGAACCAACAGAGCCACCAACAACAGAGGCAGACCCUACCACAACCCCUAAGGUAGAAGAUACAACCCCUGAGGCCACAGAGGAACCAAUAACUGAAGCAGACUCUGCCACCACUCCCAAACCUGAAGACACAACCCCAGAGGCGCCAACGACCAAGGCUGACUCUCCCACCACCCCCAAACCUGAAGACACAACCCCUGAAGCCACUGAGGCAUCUACAACUAAGGCUGACUCUCCCGCCACUCCUAAACCUGAAGACACUACUCCAGAGGCACCAACAACCAAGGCAAUAUCUCCCACCACUCCCAAACCUGAAGACACAACCCCAGAGGCGCCAACGACCAAGGCUGACUCUCCCACCACCCCCAAAGCAGAAGACACUACCCCAGAGACACCAACAACCAAGGCAGAAUCUCCUGCCACCCCCAAACCUGAAGACACAACCCCAGAGGCCUCCGAGGCACCUACAACCAAGGCUGACUCUCCCACCACCUCCCAGCCUGAAGACACAACCCCAGAGGCCACAGAGGCACCUACAACUAAGGCUGACUCUUCCACCACCCCAGAGGCACCAACAACCAAGGCAGAGUCUCCCACCACUCCCAAACCUGAAGACACAAGCCCAGCUGCCACAGAGACACCAACGACCAAGGCAGAAUCUCCCACCACCCCUAAGGUAAAAGACAUAACCCCAGAGACAUCAAUGAUCCAGGCAGACUCUCCCUCUACCCCUAAAGUAGAAGAGGUGGAAUCUUCCACAGCCCCUAGGGUCAAGGGGACUACCCCUACAGGCACUGAGGCUAACACCACUGCUAUACAGAAAACAACAUCUAUGGAAGUAACAGCUACUGGUCCUGGAUUAGUAACAACUGCUAAAGACAUGAGCACUCAAAGUACUGUGACUGUCACAACAACUACAAAAGAAAAACCCAUACCUGGAUCGGAUGCAACAGUUUUAGAAACAACUGAGAAGAAAAUUACAACUUUUGCACCCAAAGUAGCAACCAGCACAACUGUGAAAAACACGACUACAGGCGUUCAAAAGACGGUGGUGACUGAAACUAGGACUACUGAGAUUAUAACAGUAACUGACAAAAAAGACAAAACAGCUAAAACUGUUACUACUCCUAUAACUGAAGGGACAACAACUAAAACAGAAACGACCACAGUGAACAAAGAGGUAACAACACCCAAGAAAGACAAAACUACUGUGCUUAAAGACAUUUUAACAAGAACAAGUAGGAAAGACACAACUACUGUAACUUCAGAGAGAACAGCUAAACAAGAUGACCCUCCUAAAGGUAAGGAUGAUAUUCCAAACACAACUCCUACAGCUGAGCAAACUGUCACUACAGCAGCUGCAACAGAAACAACUGUCAUAGACAAGACUACAACAACAGCUGCAGAGAAAGAAGUAACCACUGCUAAACAGGACAAGACUCACGUACCAAAAGAGACUUUCACAACUAAGAAAGAAGAAAGCACCACGGGGACAGAGAGUGUAACAGCAGCUGCAGCAGUUACAACUCCCCUGCCCAAGUCCACUGUGUUGCCAACAACAGCCAAACCAGGUUCAACUCCUAAACCCAAGGAAAUUGUAGCAACAAAUAAAAAAGAUGCUACUACAGAAACUAAGCAGACAGUAGAAGCAGCGAAAGAGAGCAUAAGUAAUACUUGUGUUAUUGUAGAGACAACAGCUGGUAAAAAAGAGGUAACGACCACCAAAGAAACUAAUGUCACACCUGAAGAAGAAACGCCUGAUUCCUCUGAAAAGGCCCCUAGUAUUGACAAAGGAGAGGAAACUCCAGUUACCAAAGAAACCACUACAAGAGAUAAAAAAGACACAAUAGAAGAAAUGUUUAUUGUUUCUAAAGGGACAUCAAAGCCAGCUAUACAUUUCCAGGAGAUUACUGACACUAGAGAAGAGCCUCAUCCAGCUGACCCUGAAACUCUGCCAGUAGAGGAGCCCGAGAUAAACAAGCCUUUAAUACAAACUGACAACUUGCCAAUUUUACCUGGAGAAACACAAGCAAAGGAUGAGAAGGACCUGUGCAACGGGAAGCCAGCGGACGGCAUGGUGGCGCUGCCGAACGGCACCCUGGCCGUCUUCCGAGGUCACUACUACUGGCUGCUGAACGGCAGGAGCCCACCAACGACCAAUCCCCGCCGGAUCAGCGACGGCUGGGGCAUCCCGUCCCCCAUCGACUCCGUCUUCUCCAGGUGCAACUGCGAUGGCAAGACUUUCUUCAUCAAGGGUCCCCUGUACUGGCGUUUCACUAACGGUGUUAUGGAUAAAGGCUAUCCCAAACCUCUUGCAAAUGGAUUUGCAGGGCUAAGUGGAAAAAUAGUAGCGACCCUCCCUGUUGCAAGAUACAAUAAUAGACCAGAAUCUGUUUAUUUUAUCAAAAAAGAUGGCAACAUGCAACAGUAUGUGUACAGACAAGAACCAGCUAAGAAGUGUCAAAGAAGAACCCAGAUUACUGUAAGAUACCCAGCUUAUGUCCCAAGACUUGUAAUAAGGAGACGCUUCCAACGUGCAGUAAGAAUGCCAACCGUUAUUCAGACUGUCAGAAUCAACCCACGUUCAUCUGGAGUUUUGCGUAAGGAAAUCAAAAUGAAUGCCUACUGGAAAGGGCUCCCGAAAGUUAUUCAUUCAACUAUAUCACUACCCAACUACAAUAAGCCAGAUGGCUACGAUUAUUAUGCCUUCUCUUACAAUCGGUACUACAGUUUGGAUGUUGGCAAAAGAAUAGCAAAACCUGUUACUGCUCUCACAGGAAAGACUGUAUCCAAAGACUGGUACAACUGUCCUAGCAAGUGAUGCACAGCAGAGGAUUUAACAAAAAAGAUGCCAUUUGAAUGUUGACAUUUUGUCUAAUUUUAUUAAUAAAGACAUUGAAAUGUGUGCACACAAAUCUAAGUAUAAAA